This is a messenger RNA of Oryzias melastigma (Indian medaka), 3320 nucleotides long. RefSeq names its product KRI1 homolog (gene kri1). The transcript is spliced from 18 exons. Gene Ontology annotation, biological process: endonucleolytic cleavage in ITS1 to separate SSU-rRNA from 5.8S rRNA and LSU-rRNA from tricistronic rRNA transcript (SSU-rRNA, 5.8S rRNA, LSU-rRNA). Bases 142 to 2382 code for a protein of 746 amino acids. Gene Ontology annotation, cellular component: 90S preribosome; nucleolus. The record is from RefSeq and is a predicted model, not a curated record. NCBI's taxonomy places the organism in Eukaryota, Metazoa, Chordata, Actinopteri, Beloniformes, Adrianichthyidae.
GUCAUUUCCUGCCAUCGCUUCCUUCACCGGAAAUCACGUGAUUGAGUGUUACACAUGCUUCCUUUAGCAGCUGGCAUGUUUUCUAUACAUUAAUGUCUUUUUAUUUUUCAUAGUAAUUAUCAUAUUUCCUUUCUUUAAAAAAUGCCAGGGAAACCGGAACUAAAAAUAAACACCAAGUUUGCUCAGAAAUAUGACAAAUACCGACAGAAAGAAGAGCUGCAGAAACUUAAGGACCGAUUUGGGGACAGAGACGACGGCAGUGACUCGGACUCAUCGGGGUCCAGCUCAGAUGACAGUGAAGUGGAGCUGGACCCCGCUGUCGAGAGGGACUUCUACAGGAUCCUGUCCCUGCUGAAGAAAAAAGACCCGAAGAUCUACGAGAAAGAUGCCAAGUUGUACUCUGAAGACACUUCUCACUGCGAUGAGAAGCCUUCAACCUCCAAGAAAGCUGCAGUCAAACCCAUGUUUCUCAAGGACUAUGAGAGGAAAGUCAUCCUGGAAAAAGAAGGCAAAUAUGAGGAUGACGACGACAGCGACGAAGAGGAGGCUGCUAUGAGACGACAGAGAGCAGCCUCUCCUAGCUACAUGCAGGAGCAGAGGGAGCUGAAGGCCAGCUUCCGCAAGUUUGUAGAGGACAGCGGCGAUGAGGACGACGGCGAGGAAGGAACGUCGAAGCUGCUGACGAGGAGGAUAAAGACGCAGGAGGAGAAGGAUGAAGAAGAGGCGGACUACGUGGAGUGGCUGAAAGGCCAGGCUGAGCUGGAGGAGGGAGAGGAGGUGACGGACAUGAAGUACUUAAGAGACUACUGGAACGACCCGCAGCUGGAGGAGAAGGAGCGCUUCCUCCGAGAUUAUGUGCUGAACAAGGGCUACCUGGACGAAGAGGAGGAUGAUGAUGAUGAGCGGAUCCCGACCUACGAUGAGGUGGUUCAGGACGACGUGGAUGACUCUGAGGAGGAGGGCGAGUCUUUUCUGGAGCGCCAGGAAGACUUUGAGAGAAGCUACAACUUCCGCUUCGAAGAGCCGGACUCCGAGCGGGUGAAGACCUAUCCUCGGAACAUCGCCACAUCCGUGCGAUCCAAGGAUGACUCCAGGAAGCGGAAGAGAGAGGAAGUGAAAGAAAGGAAGGAGAAGGAGAAAGAGCAGAAGCGCGAGCAGCUGAAGCAGCUGAAGAACCUGAAGAGAAACGAGAUCAUGGAGAAGCUGAAGCGGCUGCAGGAGCUGACGGGAAACGAGCAGCUGGCCUUCAGCCAGGACGACCUGGAGGGAGACUUCGACCCGCAGCAUCACGAUCAGCUCAUGCAGAAAUUCUUUGGCGAUGAAUACUACGGAGAGGAGGAGGAAGAGAAGCCCCAGUUUGAGGAAGAUGAUGAAAUGGAAGAUCACUGGAAUUGGGACACUUGGACUGGAGAGGAACAAGAGGAGGACUACGCUGAAGAGGAGUACAACGGGGAGGAGUCUGUGCCUCACUGUGAUGACGAAGACUUCAUUAUGGAUGCAGACUACGACCCCAGUCAACACUCUACGUCCAAGAAAAAGAAGAAGGAGAAGAGGAAGAAGAUGAAGAAGGAGGACCUGCCGCUGAUGGGGAAGAAGAGGAAGAAGUCGCACUUUGCAGAUGCGGUCACUCAGAAGAAGCCGGUGUUUGACCCCAAGGAGAAGACCUUUGAGCAGUACCUGGAUGAGUACUACAAGCUGGACUACGAGGACAUCAUCGACGACCUCCCAUGUAGGUUUCGCUACAGACAGGUGGUUCCCAACGACUUUGGUCUGACCAUGGAGGAGAUUCUGAACGCCAACGACAAAGAGCUGAACCGCUGGUGUUCCCUGAAGAAGACCUGCAUGUUCAGGUCUGACAAGGAGGAGCUGAGCGACUUGAAAAAUUAUAAAAUCAAAGCAAAAAAUGAAAAAAAGAAGAAGGAAAUUCUGGGUUCAGUUUAUACAGAACACGAUGAAGAUGAGGAGGACGCCAAGACGAAGGUGGGGAAGAAGCGGCGAGAUCGUCUGAAGAACGCAGAACACAGAAAUGAGGAAGAUGACUCCGCUAAAGAGACGCCAGAGAAUCCUCAGCAGGAAGAAGACGGUGUCGAGGAGGAGGAGGAGUUCCUCAUACCUAAGAAAAAGAUGAAAACAGAAGCCCAAGAGGAGGUGGAGAAACCGACCAGAGCAAGGAACGGGCAGAAAUGGUCCGGGAAGAAGCAGAAGCGCUCAGGCCACCGCCUCCUGUCCGCCGGCUCGGGGGUGAAGAUCGGCGGGCGCGAGUUCAGUCGGCAGCGGCUGAAGGCCUACGGGCUGAACCCCAAAAGACUGUACUUCAGACAGCUCGGCCGGCAGAGACGGAAAGCCCAGGAGAAGAAGCUGAAGCAGAAACACAAAGAGUGAACUCAAACUUCUGCUCACAGCGAGCGGUUAGAAAACAUCCGGUUCAUGUUUUUUAUUUUUGCCCUUUUGGAGUUUUCUGAGUUAACUCAAAGAGAUAAUGAUCAUAUUUCUGAUCAAAACAAACAGGAAAAUGUCUCUUUCUUUAAUUUCUUCAUGUUGUGUAAAUAUAAACUAAAUUUAGAAUUUAGCUCUGGAAACACGGGGAACUUUCUGACACCACUAUGGAGCUAAAAUAAGCUCCACCUGCCUUUACGUGGGUUGUUUUCCACGGUGUUCAGGAGAAAAGCAGGAAACCACAUGAAAGAGUUUGUGUGAAUCAGUGACCUGUGUGGCCUCAGACUGCUACUGUCUUCACUACAGUGAUGCUCAGAGAAAACCAAACUUUCCCUACAAGCAGAUGACUUUGACCUACAUUUGGGGGAAAGGAAGCCGCAUGUAAAGGUUGACUUACGCAUGAAUUUUUCCAUAUCAGUCUGAAAAUCUUUGAAGGAAUUUGUUUGUUUUUCUGACAUUUAAAGUUUGGAUUCGAAAUAUUGAUUACCAUCGUUGGUGAGUGUGACCUUCACUGACAAGGUAUUUGAUGAAAAAAAAGGUAGGAAGUAAUUAACAAUAUUCUAAAUUAAUUCAGAAAAUGUGAAAGGGUUAAAAAUAAAAUUGUUUUUAGGCUGUUUUAUGUGUUUUACAGAUGAAAAAGUUAUAUUUUUUUUAUCAAAAAGUCCUAAUUUAAUUUACAAUUUUUGUUCCUCAAAUGUAAAUACUGUACAUUUAGUUUACCUGCUGAACACAAAUAUUCAUUAGAAUGUAAUCAACUGCAUUUCCACUGUAUUUUUUAUACAAAGUUCAACUUAAAAGUAAAAGGAACAAAUACUGGGUGCACAAAAGCAAUACAAGAAAAACGAUUAUACUUGGAUAAUCAAAAUUCACAAAAUAUUAAAAAA